Stegostoma tigrinum is the source of this 4647-nucleotide messenger RNA. It is a transcript of the gene bnip1b, whose product is annotated as BCL2 interacting protein 1b. The transcript is spliced from 6 exons. Gene Ontology annotation, cellular component: endoplasmic reticulum; SNARE complex. Gene Ontology annotation, molecular function: SNAP receptor activity. Lineage: Eukaryota; Metazoa; Chordata; Chondrichthyes; Orectolobiformes; Stegostomatidae. The record is from RefSeq and is a predicted model, not a curated record. Bases 44 to 733 code for a protein of 229 amino acids. Gene Ontology annotation, biological process: retrograde vesicle-mediated transport, Golgi to endoplasmic reticulum.
UUUCGCCCACGUGGCUCUGGGCCUCCGUAGCCACUGGGGAAAGAUGGCGGUUGCUCCGGAUGUUCUUGUCCGAAUCUGCGCGCAAGAAAUCAUCAAAUAUGAUCUGGAAAUAAAAGCGCUGGUCCAGGAUAUCAGAGACAGUACUGGACCCUUGAGCAUACUCACAGAAUUAAAUGCUAAAGUGAAAGUAAUGUUUCAGCAACUCCGACUUCGAAUACAGGACUUAGAACAGAUGGCAAAGGAACAAGACAAAGAAUCUCAUAAACAAACUCUGCUGGCUGAAGUAGAGAAUCAUCGCAAGCAAAUGUUAAGCAACCAAACAGCUUGGCGAAAAGCAAACCUAGCCUGCAAGCUUGCUAUGGACAAUUAUGAAAAAGAUGAAUUGCUGCAUAGUGGUGAUUCUUCAAUUCGGCAACGAAAGAUGACGAAGGAAGGCUUGGUACAGACUGCAAGCAGCAUUACGGAGAGUUUGAUGAGUAUCAGUAGGAUGAUGUCACAACAAGUGCAGCAGAGUGAAGAGUCAGUGCAGACACUAGCAACAUCAUCAAGGACUGUUCAGGAGACAAAUGAAGAAUUUAAAAAUAUGACUGGCACCAUUCAGCUGGGGCGCAAGUUGAUUACAAAGUAUAAUCGUCGAGAGUUGACUGACAAGCUGCUUAUUUUCCUAGCUUUGGCACUGUUUUUGGCAACAGUCGUAUAUAUUUUAAAGAAGCGCCUGUUUCCUUUCUUAUAGAGUUAGAAUAAGAGGCAUGUGUCAAGUAGGAAUUGAAAUUGGGAACACCUUUAAAUAAUCCGGGGCAUAACAAAACCAAUUGUAUUAAAUUUAUUUAUGAAUUAAAAUGCAAACCCAUUGAGAAAACCUUAAGUAAUUUCUUGUUUUAAGUUUAUUAAUUAGAACUUAAUUGGGAUAAUAAUUGGCUCUAGAAACCAAAGCAUAAUUAUUUGCAACUUGAGAUAUUUUGUGUUUUUCCCUUUAGCUCUAUGCCGUCACUAAAUUGGCAGGAGCAUUUGUCCGAGAGUUCAUAUCUGUGGCAACCUUAAAGGAGCUAAAAUUUGAGUGAUACAACGUUUUUGUUAAUAAUAUGUACCAUAUUGUACUUUGUUGACCCAGCUGAAUUUGUUGAAUUCUAAGGAAUCUACUUAACAUUUAAGUAUUGAAAAGGAUUACCCAUACUGUAACUGUUUCAUGCCUUUUAUACUAUGAAUGUAGUCCAGACAGUUUCCAGCAUUUUGUUAUUCAUAAACAAAUAAUCUUUUUUGACUGAAUGGGACCAAAAGAUGUUGCAGAAGUCCCUAUGCUAAUGCUAUAUAAAUCUAUUUUGUAACCUCUGUUCAUAUUUAAUGUAGUUAUUUUGGCCUGUGUUAGAGUUGUGGGAAAAUCUGUAUGUGGGUGCAUUUGCAUGUAUAAAACAUGCACUGUUUAAAUAUAUGUGGAUAACAUGAUUAAUCUAUUUAACUUGAAUAUUUGAGGAUUUUGACUGGACUGUAAACUAAAAAUUAUGACUAAAACAUUUAUAUUCAAAUUGUCAAAGUAAAACUUAAGGAAAAAUGUCUUUCUCUUGUCUGAUAAAGCACCUUUUAAUGGAUCUAAUUCAGGGUUUGUCUGCAUGUGUAACGCAGGUAAUAGCUUAUAUUCGUUUUAUACCAUAUUUAUGUCUUAUUUGAAUUCUUGUUCCUUAUUUAAACUUGUGUGUCUUUGAAAGGAUCAACAAAAUACCUAGAAGCUGGAAGAUCAAUUUCCUGCACUUGCCCCACAUCCUUGAAUGUUACGAUAUUUGAAAAGCCCAUCCAAAUUUUUUAAAAGUUGAGAGAUUUCUGGCCUCUACUGCCUUCCCAGCUAAUGUAUUCCAGACUCCUAUCAUGUAUAGAGUGCAAAAGCUUUUUUCCACAAAUCCCAUCAAUCUCCUGCCCCUUACCUUAAAACUAUGUUCACUUGUGAUUGACCCCUCAACCAAGGGGAAAUAGCUGCUCUCUUCUCAUUCAGUUCAUACCUCUCAUAAGAUUAUAUACCCCAAUCAUGUCCCCUGUCAGUCUUGAAACAAAACAGUCUAAGCCUAUCUUGUCUCUUCUUAUAGCUCAAUUGCACAAUUCCUGGCAACAUCCUGGUGAGCCUCCUAUGUAGCCCCUCUAGUGCUAUCACAUUCUUCCUUUAGUGAGGUUUGUAAAAUUGCAUACAGUACUCCAGUUGCUGCCUAACCAAUGCCCUGCACAACUCUCAUUACCUCCUUGCUCUUAUUUGCUAUGUCAUGAUUGUUGAAAGCAAGUGUCCUAUAUGCUUUCUUAAAUAUCCUAUUCACUUGUCUGCCAACUUCAGGGAUCUAUGAAUAAUUACCCCAAGAUUUCUCUGUUUCUCUAAGCUACCUGCUAUCCUGCCAUUUAUUAAAUACUCGCUCAUCUUGUUUCUUCUUCCAAAGUGCAUCACCUCACAAUUAUCGGGGAUAAAUACCAUUUGCCACUGGUCUGCCUCUGACCAACCCAUUUAUAUUUUCCUAUAACUGACAAUCAUGUUCUUCACUCGUAACCACUCUACCAAUCUUGGUGUUGUCUGCAAAUUGCUCAAUAUUCUCCCAACAUUUUCAUCUAUGUCAUUUAUGUAUAUAACAACAAUAAGGGCCCCAGUAUUGUUGUACACCACUUGACACGAUCUCCAGGCUUCAACUACUACUCUUUGUGUCCUAUUACUAAGCCAGUUUUGAACCAUCUUGACAAGUGUUCCUCAGUUCCAUGUGCUGUAACCUUCUCAGUCUCAAAUGUGGGACUUUGCCAAAAGCCAUGUAAACGACAUAAACUGAACUUCCCUCAUCCCCACAUGUUAAAAAAAUUCGAACAAAUUUGAUCAGCGUGACCUUCCUUUAACAAAACCAUGCAGACUACCCCCAGUUUUUCCAUGCCUUUCCAAGUGGGUAUUAAUUCGCUCCUUCAUAAUUUUGUCCAGAAGUUUCCCUACCACUGACAUGAGACACACUAAUUUCCUGGUUCAUCUCUACCACCCUUCUUGAAAAGUGGAACCACAUUAGCCAUCCUCCAGUUCUCUGGCAAUUCCACCAUGGCCAGAAAGGAAUUAAAAAUUGUUGUCAGAGCCCUUGCAAUUAGUUGAUGAGGCUACAUUAGUCCAAUAUCUCCCCAUUACAAACUGUGCAAGUUCGUCAUAGUCCCCUUUCCUGAAAUCUGUACCACUGUUCUCCUUUUCCGGAAUGAAGAUCGAAGAGAAGUAGUCAUUUAACGUGAGGAUGAGUUCUUUUAGAGGAUUGUGCAUUUGUAGAAUUCUUUACUCCAGUGGACUGUUAAGAGCCUUAAGCAUAUUCAAGGGUGAGUUAUAGGGAAAACAGGAAGGUGAAGGUGAGUGUUAUCUGGUCAGGCAUGAUCACAUUGAAUGGCAUACUUCUGCUUUAAAUCAUCUGAUUUUAUGGAAUUUUUACAUUGGUAUAUAGCAGUCAUUAUGUUAAAAUGAUUUAAAGUUAGAGUCUAUCUGCUGAAGCAACUUUAGUAGCCUCUUCAAAGACCCAUAAGUUAUCCAUUAGUGGAAAUUCAGAAUGGUGAUUAUUCACUGUAGAAUACUGGUCAGUUUUUUGGGCAGGGUCAGCUUCUUGCAUGCCUUUUUAACUUGUGUAAAUAAUUACAAAAGCUUGAUUUGUAAUGGACUUAUUUAAGCUUGAAAUUUCUUGAUUCUUCUGUGCUAGUCAAUUGGUUAAAAUGAAUUUUACAAAAAAAAUGUAGAGCCAUGUGAAAUUCCUGCCUGUUAAUAUCCCUUUGAAUUUGUUGGUUGUAUUUUGUUUGAUUCAGUUCAUUCACUGCUUAACUAUUGUCCAAAUGAAACUCAUACAAGAGUUUUCGAAAUAUCCUCUGUACGUUUUAUUAGGCCUGUAAAUUGUACAAAGAACUCCUAACCUUGCCAACCUGUUACAGGCAGGAUAGAAAUAUGCACUUUAAUUGACAAUUAUUUGGUUAGAAGUCACAUGAUGCCAGGUUAUAAUCCAACAGAUUUAUUUGAAACGGCAAACUUUUGGAGCAUUGCUCCUUCAAGUCAGGUGAAGUUCCAAAAUUUUGUGGUUUCAAAUAAACCUGUUGGACUAUAACCUGGCGCAGUGUGACUUCUGACCUGGCCCACACUAAUCCAUCACCAGCACCUCCACAUCAUGAAAUUUGUCAGAAUGAUAAAUUUCUGUUUCUAUACUUAAAGAAUAUAUCUCUCCCAGGAAAUGUGACAUCUGGAAUUAGAUUCAGAUUUAACGUGAUUUAAAACAUUUCAUAUUAAUGUGUACAGCAACUUAAAAUGUCAAAUAUUUGAAAAUGAACUUAUUCCUAGAAAGACAUCAGCUUUUGGAAUAGCUUUUUGAUACUGCUAAUUUGAAGGAUACUGCACUCUAAUGCUGUAGCAGAAGGGAAUGUUGAUCUUUUAAAUAAAGCUGUCGUGAGACUUGGCAGAAUUGAGCAUAACAAAUGUAGUUGCUGAAAAGCCAAGGAAAAUAUUUUUGUGUGAGGUUUGUUUUCCAUUAAACUGAGAUAUACCUGACGAAAAUGACAUCAUUGGUGAUAAGAUGGCAUGUGCCCCUGUGUUUCUUUGAUGAUAGCCAGCAUUAGUCUUAUCAGAAAUCCUUUUCUGAGCCCCAACAAUCACGGAAGAAGGCAAAUAUAUAACAUUAUCUG